Molecule: messenger RNA, 552 nt
Organism: Solanum tuberosum (potato)
Lineage: Eukaryota; Viridiplantae; Streptophyta; Magnoliopsida; Solanales; Solanaceae
Product: E3 ubiquitin protein ligase DRIP2-like
Exons: 3
Coding region: 1-552 (183 amino acids)
Molecular function (GO): ubiquitin-protein transferase activity
Source: RefSeq, a predicted model, not a curated record
AUGAGGAAGAUAUCAAAAGAGAAAUGGAAUGUUUGUCCAGAAUGCAAUAUGGAUUUAGGUGUUGCCCCCUUGCAGAAAAUCAGGUCUGAUCACCAAAUGCAAGGGAUAAAAGACAUAUUCCCAAGUAAAAGAAGAGAAUUAAUUGAGCUUGGACUAAUAGAAAAAUCCAAAAAAGACGAACCCAAAAAGUUAGCUCGUGAAGAUAUUUAUCUUAAUUAUAGUGUCAAAAUGCUCAUUGAUCUAUCGCCUCAUCCUCCUGCUCCUGUUGUUGUUGCUACAAGCUCAAGGAGAAAGGAGAAAUCAAUUUCUUCCUUAGUAAAUACUACACCACUUGUUGUUGAUGAUCAAGUUUCGAAUCAGGACAACGUUGAGAGUAUUGGUUAUGCUGUUGAGUCCUCAAAAAAUGAUGGUAUCUCAAAGAAAAAUAAAAGUAUUGAACCAUUGGAUGAGAUGAAUGACUUAUCGGAACCAUUGAACAAAUUGGUAACAAAAGGUGACACCUUAGACAAUUCCAAAGAGUCAGUUCCAAGUUCAUCAGUAGUACUCCACUAA